CCUCUGGUAUGGACAGCGGUGAGGGAGGAGGAGGGGAUGGAGGGGGAGGAGAGGAGAGAGAUGCUGACCUCAGUCCCCAGGCUUUAUCUCUUCCUCUCCUGACCCUGGCGGUCAUUCCUGAGCAGGGGUCAUCCUCUCAUACCUCAGCCAUGGCCCCUGCCAAAGAGCCCCUGACCCUGCCUCAGCAGCAGGAGGAGGAGGGCGCAGAGGGGUCCCAGGCUAGAGAAGAGACCCAGGGAGGUGAGCAGAAAGAAGGAGGCCGACAUUCACAGGAGAAUGAAGCGUGUCAAAAGCAGGGGAUGAAGGAAGAUUUCCGGGAGGGACAUUUGUCAAGGCAAAGGAAGGAAGAAGGGGAGGUGCAUGUAGGUGUGGGAGAGGCGUCAGUUACAGGGGGCCUCUCAGCAGCCCUUAGCAGCAGAGGCGGUGAGGAGGAGAAGGAAGAGGAGGAGGCCAUCUCAAACCAAAGCCAAACCAAAUCCAAAUGUUCUUUAUUACCUCAACAGAGCCAGCACAGCUCUUCUUCCAGCACUGCAAAGGCCAGUGGCACACUCGACAGCAAAAUAGCCGCCUCUCCAAAGCCCUCCCCCACUCCUUCCACCUCUCCAAAGCCCUCCCCUUUUCUUUCCACUUCUCCAAAGCACUUCACUUGUCCGCCGUCCUCUUCUGCCCUGCUGAGCGAGACAGAGGUACGGCGCCUGCCAGUACACCUGCUGAGGAUGAUGGGCCAGCAGGGGUUCCUCACUCUUCCAUUUCCAAUGGAGAUGGUGCCAAAGCUCCAGAACCAAAUGACAGCCAGCUAG
Morone saxatilis (striped sea-bass) is the source of this 800-nucleotide messenger RNA. RefSeq names its product neurofilament medium polypeptide-like. Lineage: Eukaryota; Metazoa; Chordata; Actinopteri; Moronidae. Bases 9 to 800 code for a protein of 263 amino acids. The record is from RefSeq and is a predicted model, not a curated record. The transcript is spliced from 2 exons.